AUGCAAAAGGGAUCUUCAUCUCUUUUCAAAUCGAAAUCAUCUUCAAAGGAUACGGUGAAGAUUCAAUAUCAAAUAAAGGUUAAUCGUAUUGAAGGCUUACCAAAAUCAUCGAAUUCACCGUUGUUUGUAUCAUGGAAACGUGGAAAGAAGCCUGAGAAUCAAGGUGAAACUAAGCGAGUCACUCCAAAGGAUGGUUUGGCCAACAUCGAACAUCUCUUCAAUUUGGAUGCCUCUUUAGUAAAAGACAAGAAAGGUUAUCAACCAAAAAAGAUUAAAUUUACAAUUACUGAAGAAAAAGAAAAAGAUAAAGGUAAAAAGAGUCAAUCUACAGUUGGAACGAUCGAAGUUGAUCUAUCACAAUAUGCCGAGAGUAAAACAGAGAGAUCAAGAACAUUCCCAAUCAACGAUAAAUCUAAAGCUACUGCUAAUCUUGUUUUAUCAUUCCAAUCGACAUGGUUGAAAUUAAAUGGAAAAUCAAUAGUUAAAGCGGAUGAUCCUAUGCAAAAGGAGAUCUUGACAGGACUUGGUAAACAAUCGGUUCAAUUGGAUGGACAAGAGUAUUUCCUAAAGACAGAGACUGACAUGAGUGAACCAGAUGAAACCGAUUUAAAUCCAACUUCUGAACAUGAUUCUGAUGGAGAAGAAGAAGUUAGUUUUGAAGACGAUUCAACUUUAGUAUCAGCAGUAUCAACUGGAUCAUUGAAGAAUCAUAGCGAUACUCAUAGUAAUAGUAGUAGUUCACAAUUGAGUAGAAAGGAUAGUAAUCUGUCGUCGACCUCCGUCGAUAGUGGAAAGGAAUCGACGUCGUCGUCAAACAAAAGAGAUUCAACUACUGUUACUUCGACGGUUGCAACCACCGGUGUUGUUGCUGCCGCUUCAAAGGUAGACAAGGAUGGAUCGAAACCUGCAGAGUCUGCCGACUCCAAGUUGAAAAAGUACAAGAAGAAGGUAAAGACGUUGAAGGCCGACCUCGAGAAGUCGAAUGGAACGAUGACCCGUCUAACAAAGGAUCGUGACGAUCGUGUCCAGGAGAUAAAGCAGAUGCUCAGCGAGAUGGAGACAAUCAAGGAGCGUUCGAAAUCGAUCGGUAACAAUGUCAUCGGUGAAUACACAACGCAAAUCGAAGCACUAAAGAUCGAUCUUGAUAAAUCAAACAAGGAGAAGCGUGACGUCCUAGAGCAACUGCAAAUCGAGAGAAACAACAACGCAAAGAAUAUCGGCGAUAUCUCAACUCUACAGAAUCAAAUCAUUAGCGCGAAUUCAAGUUAUGAAAAGCUGCAGGCAGAGAGUAACCAGCUUGUUGAGAAGUUGAGAGUGGCUGAAACGCAGCUGGCAAGUGCCGCCGAUAACAAGGCUGCCUCCAGCGAGUUGAACCAAGCACUCCAGCAGGUCGAGAGAAUGAACGAAGAGGUCAGAGUUGCCAAGGAUGCACUGGCACAGGUGCAGGCAGAGAGUAGAAAUAACUUUUUGUUGUUGGAGGACGAGCGUUUGAAGACCACUUCAUUCGAGGGAACAACAAGCAGAUUGGAAGUGGAGAAGAAGAAUCUCGAGGAACAGUUGAAGCAUAUGCAAAGAGAGAUGGAGGCAAAUGCCGAAGCCGUUCACAAUGUAAAUCAACAAGAGGCAGAGUUGAACACUUUGCAAGAAAAGCUAAAGGCUCUCACCGAUGAAAAGACAAAGUUGGUCGAGGAAGUGGAAACUCAGAAGCUUAACAUCCAGUCUCUCAAUACUCAGGUCGCCGAUUUACAAUCAAAGUCAAACGACAACUCUGAAGCAGAGAACCUCCAGGAGAAAAUCAAAGAGUUGGAGGAGAAGCUCAAAGACGCAGAGCAGCAGUCGGCUUCACUUGGCGAACAGCUUGAAACUUCUAAGAGUGAAUCACAGCAGUUCAAGAGUGGCAUGGACAAAGCAUCGGAGGAUUUGGAGUCUAGUCGUAGUGAGUUCAAUUCAAUGGUUGAGGAAUUGAAGAGAACCAAGGAGGAGUUGGAGAAAUCACAGCAAGACUCUCACUCACAGGUGGAGAAGCUAGAAAAGUCAGUUCGUGACCUCAGUGGCGAGACUCUAGGAUUGAAGGAGCUCGAGGCCAAAUAUGAAUCAAAGAUUCAAGAUUUGGGUGAGAACUACACUAAACUCUACCAGGAGACCGAGGAGAAGAAGGAGCAUUUCCUUAAAACCAUUGAAGACUUGAAGCAACAGCUAGAGACAUCGCAAUCCACCAGCCAAGAUGCCGGUGCUCUACAAGUAUUGAUAACAGAGCUGCAAGCAGAGAUUCGUGGUAUGAAAGAAAAGAUCGAUAAGAGUAAGCUCAAGAAGGUUGCUGCUAUUGAGGAGAUCGAAUCACUCAAAGACAAGGUCAGCGAGUUGGAGAUCGACUUGGAGGCGCAGAUCGAGCGAAACAAACUUGCCGCCAAUUCACACAAGGAGGAAGAGAGUGACGGCGAGAAGGAAGAUCAACAGGCAUUGAUCGAUCAACUGGAGAAGAAGGUGGAGUUCCUUCAGAAGGAAGCAGAGAUCUACAAAUCAGAGGUUGAUGGUUACAAAGAGCAGCUGACAGACUACAAGAAUGAUGCUGCCAAUAAAACAACCACCCUCAACGACUAUCAGGUGAUGGUAGAGCAACUCCAGAAGGAAGUAGAGGAUUUGACAGCCGAGAAGCACUCCAUUAGCGACAAACUUCAGAAAGCCAACACUCAAAUCACCUCACUUGAGGAGCAGGUCGAAGAGAGCAACAACGCCAACAAAGGAAGACACGAUAGCAGCGACGAAGAGGAGGAUGUCGAUGAACUCAAGGCAAAGAUCGAUAAGUACAAAGAGAAGAUCAGAGAUUUGAAGGAAGAGCUCGAGCAAAAGGAAGAUGAGAUCGCCGAAUCCACUGUUAAGAUUGAGGAGUUGGAGACUGAAAACCAACAACUCAAAGACACCGCAACCACAGCCGUACCGGUACCAGUUCCAGUGGUUGCUGCUGCUGCUGCCAACGAUCACUCUGGUGAGAUUGACAAUCUCAAAGAGAAAGUCAGUGCACUCAAGCAAGAGAGAGAUUCAGAGAGAAAGAACAACAUUGAAUUGAAGGAGCAAAUCGAAUCACUCGGUAAGAAGUAUGCCGAGGUCGUUAAGGAGUCAGAGCAAGCCAAACAACAACUUUCAAAGUCACCACAGCCAACACACGUUGGAAACGGUGUGUCCGAGGAGACAAGAUUGGAGUUGGAAGAUCUAAAGAACAUUGAGAACUGUGUCUAUUGGCCAGAGCUCGAUUUCGAUAGAAACAACAUCCCCUAUUGUGGUUCGAGUAUUUGGCAGAUGAUCGAUUCCAUCGGUGGUGUUUCAAAGACACAGAAUCAAAAGAUGCUAUCAAAGAUUGUAUUUGCAUUAGAGAAAUCAUUCUUGAGAUCAGGAAGUGACUGUAAAGUUAUUUGUUAUUGGUUCUCAACUGUUGUUUAUUUACUUCAAAAACUACAUCAAAAUGCACUAAGUCCACAAUCAGCAGAUCCAACACUCUCGGGAAUCGAAAUUUAUGUUUCAUCAUUUGUUCCUCCAUCACCAGAGGCAGGUGGAUCGUUUAUUAGAGAUCUUCAAUCAUUGGUACUCAAUAUUUAUAGCAAGCUUAUUUCAAUCAUUGAAACUAAAUUAGAUAAGGUAUUGAUUGCCUCUAUAUUUAACCCAGAUAGUAUUAUUCUAGAUCAAAAGUCAAGCAUCAAACCACAUGCCACCGGUAAAGCCAAUACUAUUUCAAUCAAUAACUUACUAUUGAUUUUAGACUCUGUACUCUAUUUCCUUGACGAGGGUAAAGUUUGUCAUAAACUCUCGAAUCAACUUUUAACUCAAACAUUCUAUUUUAUCAAUGCACAAAUCACCAACUAUUUCCUUCAGAACGCAAGUGUAUGCAGAGCAACUCUUGGAUUCAAGGUAAAGAUGGGUGUGUCGAGAUUAAAGGAAUGGUGUUCUCAAACCAACUUCAAAUCGGUCAGUGAGCAGUUGGACUCAUCGUUGGAGGCAUCGAACUUGUUUGUCAUCGAUAAAUCUGUAUUUGUUGAUAUUGAGGCAAUCAAACCGAUCUUCCAAAAACUCAACCUCAUUCAAAUUAAGAAACUGCUAGAGUCUUUCGAACCCGACGAACUAUCGCCAGACCCUCUACCUUCACAGCUACAGAAAGCAAUGCAAAGUGGUUGGAGACAACCAAUAGAAUCAACAAACUAUCCAUUAUUAAUAGAUCCAUCUAAAAAAUUGAAAAUAUAA
Messenger RNA from Heterostelium album PN500, 4233 nucleotides. Its product is annotated as C2 calcium/lipid-binding region-containing protein. Gene Ontology annotation, molecular function: GTPase binding. Lineage: Eukaryota; Evosea; Eumycetozoa; Acytosteliales; Acytosteliaceae. The record is from RefSeq and is a predicted model, not a curated record. The transcript is spliced from 8 exons. The coding region runs from base 1 to 4233 and encodes 1410 amino acids.